CUCUAUGUGCACGAGCGCCGCAGAGACUGCCCCUCCCCUCGCGACUGUCGUGAAAGCUGGUGGUGCGCGUGAGGGCAGCGCUGCCGUAAAAGGCCUGCAAGGACAGCCAUGCCAGUUCUUGAUCUCCAGAACCAGCUGGGCAUUGACAUUGACAGAUGGCUUAUCUUAGGGAGCUCCAAGCAGCCCUACAAGCGGGCCAGUUUGUGCCAUGCCUUUGAGAAGGAGUGGCUGGAGUGUGCUGACGGCAUUGGGAGCAUACGAGCAAAGAAGGAAUGCCAGCAGGAGAUGGAGGACCUUGUGGAAUGUCUAACCAAGCGGAAAAUGGUAAAGCGAUUGAUGGCUGUCUCCGAACAAAAGAAGAAGCUGAUGAAGGAGGGGAAAUACACCCCUCCUGACUACCAUUCUGGGAAAACUGAGACCAAGCCCUGAAGCCGGCAGAGUAGGAAGCACUUCUCAGUCUCUCUUUUUUUAAGAGUUCUGUCACUGAUGUAUCAAGACCAACAUGCGGUUGGGUUGGAGCUCAUCGGCUUUUGCCAUUUUCUUGUAGCUGGUCUCGUGUGGGCCAAGUGAAUAAAAAUCCCUCUUUGGGUUUUGAAUGUU
Messenger RNA from Rhineura floridana, 600 nucleotides. RefSeq names its product NADH:ubiquinone oxidoreductase subunit S5 (gene NDUFS5). Lineage: Eukaryota; Metazoa; Chordata; Lepidosauria; Squamata; Rhineuridae. The coding region runs from base 109 to 429 and encodes 106 amino acids. The transcript has 3 exons. Gene Ontology annotation, biological process: mitochondrial respiratory chain complex I assembly. The record is from RefSeq and is a predicted model, not a curated record.